AAGCUCAAACAUGGGCGACAUUGUGCCAAAUCCCGGCCCAACCCGGUCUUCCAUCAGUGACUCCGUCAGGGAAGAGACAGAAGCUCAUGCAGAAAGUGAAAUUAGAAUACCAUACCGAAAACUCUACGUCUCACAUUUCUUUCGGACAUGGGGAGACCGUCUCUUCGAAUUCGGCGCUGCUUUAUUCAUAAUUGACGUUUUCAAAACAACUCUGUUAGAAUCUUCGCUCUAUGGACUCCUAACAACUGGUAUUGGACUUCUAUUUGGAGAUAUUAUGGGAAAAUGGGUCGAUAAGUCCCCACGCAUUGCUGUAGUGAAGUACCUCAUUCCAAUCCAAAAGUUGACCAUUAUUUUGAGUCACGUCGGAUUCUGGGCACUCUUGACUUACUUUGAUCCAGGGAUCGAGAACAAACCCAUGGACAAACGUGCUUUUGUCGUUUUUUCUAUUGUGGUUCUCCUUGGAGGGUUGUACAAAGUGACAACCAUUGGCAUGAAUGUAGCACUCGAGCGGGAUUGGAUUGUGGCACUGGCUGCCGGAAAUUCUUCUUCCCUAACAUCGCUUAAUGCAACAUUGCGUAGAAUUGAUCUUUUGUGCAAAAUGUUGGCACCGUUGUUUGUCGCUCUGCUGACAUCCACUGCUUCUACCCUGGUUGCCGUGUAUUUUAUUGCUGCUUGGAAUGUCGCAAGUUUGGUCAUAGAGUAUUUCUGUAUCCUGACGGUUUACAACUCCUCUCCUAUUCUAAGUGUUCCUAAGCCAGUUCUGCGAGAGGCAAAUGAAGCAUCAGGCUAUUUGGGAAAUUCCAGGUGGCAAGAUCUGAAGUAUUGUGUUACUAGUCCACUGAUAUUAGCAACUCUCAGUUACGCAAUGCUCUUCUUGACGGUACUGAGCAUGGGAGGUACGAUGAUAGCAUACAUGGUAGCAAAGCAGUACUCGGAUCCAGUCAUCUCCGGUAUCCGUGCUGUUUGCGUUGUGGCUGGGUUAGCUGCUACGUUCAUCAGUCCCAUACUAACUAGGCGAUUGGGUUUGAUCCGUGGUGGGCUAUGGUCGAUCUGGUCGCAAGUGUUCUGUCUGCUUCCAGUGGUGUUAGCAUUUUACAUUAACGACGGGGCAGGGAUCACUUCGACUGUAUUAUUGUUUUUGGAAGGCGCGCCGAACGAUCGAGCUGGACUGAUUAGUGGAUUUCAAUAUUCACUUUGCAAUGCUUUUGAUAUGUUGGCUUAUGCAACAACCAUCAUUUGGUCAUCCCCGGAUUUAUUCUAUAUUCCCGCCACAAUAUCAUUUGCUAUGGUCGCCUUCGCUGCCAUUGUUUUCACCGUCUAUGUCAAACAACAACGAGGUCAUGUCAUUCAUGCCAAAAGACUUUUCAAGUCUUUAUAGUAUACCCUGCAGACACAUUAAUCAUCCUCCUGGAAACCAGUACUUAGUGCUUCAUGUUUCAUGAUUAAUAAAGAAAACGACAUUGGUAUGUCGUAAGUAGUUGUCCUUUAUCAAACUUUUU
Molecule: messenger RNA, 1499 nt
Organism: Umbelopsis ramanniana AG
Lineage: Eukaryota; Fungi; Mucoromycota; Umbelopsidomycetes; Umbelopsidales; Umbelopsidaceae
Exons: 6
Coding region: 11-1378 (455 amino acids)
Biological process (GO): iron ion transmembrane transport
Cellular component (GO): membrane
Molecular function (GO): iron ion transmembrane transporter activity
Source: RefSeq, a predicted model, not a curated record